This is a messenger RNA of Colletotrichum spaethianum, 1209 nucleotides long. RefSeq lists its product as uncharacterized. The transcript has 3 exons. The record is from RefSeq and is a predicted model, not a curated record. NCBI's taxonomy places the organism in Eukaryota, Fungi, Ascomycota, Sordariomycetes, Glomerellales, Glomerellaceae. The coding region runs from base 1 to 1209 and encodes 402 amino acids.
AUGAAGUUCACCACUGCUCUGCUGGCUCUCGCUGCCACUGUCCUCGCUACCGAGGAACAUGACCACGACAAGGGCAAGGACAAGACCAAGACCAUCACGACUGAAAUCACGACCACCUACACCACCGUUUGCCCGGUCACCAUCACCAAGCCCGGCCACGGCACCACCCACUACGAGGUCGUCACCACCACCUCGACCGUAGUCGAGAAGAUUCCCACAACAGUCUACGAAACUCUCCCAGGACACACUGAUUACGUCACCAAGACCGAUGUUGACUACACCACGUACACGAGCCUGUGCCCUGUGACCGAGACCGUUACCGGCGAUGGCCACACCUACACCAAGACGUACACGACGAUCAGCACGAUCGUCGAGAAGGUCCCUACCAAGGUCUGGGAAACCGUCCCGGGCCCCACGGUGACUGAGAAGACCAAAGAGGUCGACUACACGACCAUCACCAAGCUCAUCCCUCACACCAAGACCUUGACUCAGGACGGCCAUACUAUCACCCAGACGUACACCGAGACCGAGACAAUUGUCACAGAGGUGCCGACCAAAGUCUGGGAAACUGUGAAGCUUCCCGACGUCACCCAAACUGAGAAGGACGUCGAGUACACGACCCUGACCAGCCUCUGCCCCAUCACCGAGACGAAGACGGUCGGCGGAGAGACCGUGGUCGUCACGUGGACCUCGACCUCAACCAUUGUCACUCAGGUCCCCACAAAGGUCGACGUGUACACGACCGUCAAGACCACCCAGCACCUCUCGACAGAAGUGUAUGAAACCAUCACGAAGCCCGUCACCACGUACCAGACGAUCGAGCACGGCGAGACCCAAUGGGUUACAGCAACCGGCACCAAGACCAUUACCGUUGAGAAGGUCCACACUAUUACCGAGGUCUUGGUCGAGACCAAGACGAAGCACGUCGAGGUCACCCACGCUGUCACCAUUGGCGGCGAGGACGUCGUGACCCAGAAGUCCUGGGUCUAUGUCACCGUUUCGGGCACAGCCUACGCCACGCUGACUAGAGCGCCCAGCACCAUCGUUGUACCCACGACCAGCGCAGUCACGAUUCCUGCGACUACCGUGUCGGAAACCUUGGUCGCAAGCAGCGCUCCCGUGGUUGUUCCGACCGGUGCUGCGGACGCCCGCAAGGCGCCGGCCGCUGUCGUCUUGGCCGGCAUCUUUGGUGCUGUUGCGCUCCUCUAA